AGGUGAAAUCCAACCUUGGCUUUUUAAUUGGCUUACACCCCCCAGCCCCCACAUGUGUUUGAACGCCGAGAUGACGUCACAGCAGGUCGACCACUUGCCCCUGUUUCUCCACAUUGAUCGACUCUACGUUAUUUCCUGCAGAUCCGCUGUCGUGGGUCGAUACUACGCUGCGUGUUCACAGCCAAACCCUCCCCUCCUCUCCUCUCCAUCCCCACGCCCCGUCUCGUCCCAGUGAAUGAGGAUUUAGUUUUUCUCCCUGUUUUUAACCUCUUAUUUCUGGUUUCCCGUCACUGUGGCUCACAGCAGCGCUUUGGCUGCGGUGUGAGCUGAAAACACACACGUUAUGGAGAUGUUUUGAAGAAGAGGGGGGAAAGAAGGACCACAGCAAAGCAUCUGCCUUCCUGCAUCUCCUCCGCCACUGGGAUCAUGAUCCACCCCACACCAUGGCGAGUCCUGCUGCUUUUAACCGUGCUGUACCAGCCAGGGAAAACAGAAAAAUACGGUAAGAUGAUGAUGGUGAUGAUGAUGUUGAAGGAUACUGAUGAUGGCAUGGGCUUUAUCAGAAGUCAUGUUAUAUCCCUGACAGCCUUGUGCUCUCGCAGCAGGUACAUGAUGUUUCCAAGUAAUGACUCCGCAGUGAUCUCAUCCGGAUACUUUAUCCCCUGUAGCAUCGCUCUUAUGUGGCUGUGUUUAUCCUAAACUCGGUGGUAUAUAUUUGUGUAUCGCCUGUGUGAGUGUGUGAUUUCUUCAUAUAAAUUGGGGUCUAAAUUAUCUGACAUACAGAGAUGGCUGCAAGGAUAGAUAAGGAGGGUUUGGGAAAUGAAGCUGAUGUGAGGGAGAGAUAGAGGAUGAAAAUGAAAGGAUAGAUAAAAACUAGUAAGCAGCUCAUAGUUUAUUUUGCUGAGAGCAUAGGAGUAAAAACAACAGACUAAUGACAAACAUUAAAUAUGAGACUGCUGUCACUGCUAAAGAUGUAUUCCUGUAAAUUAAAGAAAAUAAUAAUAAAGAUAUAAUAGCUGUAAAAGCUGCAGAAUAAUUUACAGCAGCUUGCAUAAAUUCAAUAUAAGCCAUAAGUUGUGAAAUAUUUUCAUUUAUUUGAGAUGGCGGCACAGAAACAUAAUUAAGCAUCAGUGACAUUUGACGUUUGGUUAAGAUUGAAAAUGGCAGCAGUGAUGGUUUCAGCUGAACUCUUUAACGCUGACUUUAGCACAGCAGAGCAAAAUUAAAUUACUUUUCAAAAUGCAGAUUGAAGCAUUGACAUGGUAUAAUUAGAAAUCAAUACAAGGAUGCAACAAGUGUAUUAUUUCCCUCAUCUUCUCUAGACUUACACUUAAAGAUAGAGUUUUUUAGUAGUAUUCAUUCCAAACAGAUCAAUAUGAAUAAGUCUCUCUGACAUGUGUAGGUGGAGGAUUGUCAAGCUUAGAGUGUGUUUAUUCAUUCAGAGAAAGGCCAAAUGUUUUUGUCUUUGCCUCGAUAAACACAAGUUAGCUGGAUUUUUCACCACUGUCAGUUCCCCUCAAAACUGUAUAUACUGAGUCAUUUGAAUAUUUCACUGAAAACAGAAAAUACUGAUUUAAUUCUGUUGUUUCUGCAUUGACUUUAAGUAGAAAUUAAACACUAAUCAGAAAUCAAUAUCAAAUUAUAAUAAAAAGCAAUAACACUGAACAGUUGCCUGCUCAGUGUGAUGCCUUUCUGCAAAAAUUCAGCACCAUGGAGAGAAACCAGUAACCAGUGAUGCUUCCUUCUGUCCAUUCAUCCAUUAACAUCUCUUUGCUUCCAGCUCUGCUCUUUUAUACAAACAUCCAUCACAAUCUUUGAGCAGCUAUUCACUCACACAUCAGACUAUCAGUGUGAUGUCCAUGUCAAAGCUGUCAUCUCAGGAGCCGGUCUAUCUUAAGUGAUUGAUGUCCUGUUGCUAUGACAAAUACGAUGUGAUAGUUCAGGUUUCCCCUUAAUUUGUCCAUCAUGUUUCUGAGACUCCAACAAGCCUUAAAGCAAUAAUCCACACCAAAAUAAACACAACACCAUUUUAAGUUUAGACAUCUGGACUAUAAUAUGUUUAAUUCUUUGUUUAAGCUCUAUGUUGUUUGUUGACUAACUCUACCAGCUGUCUUUUCCUGGACAAUCACUCUGUGUUUCAUGACUAGGACUGACAUUUCCACUCAGUACCUUCUCAGAUAAUGUUAAUGUCAGUGCCUUUGUGAGUCCCUGUGAGCUACAGUUAGACAGAUGCCUCUUGACUCAGCGUCGAUGCAGCUGUAUCCAUUUAUGUUUUUGCUGUUUUUUUAAGUCAAAUAUUUAAAUAUGGUAGAAAUGCACUGAAACAGUCAAACACUUUUUAAGCAGUCAUCAAGUUUAUCCUCAGAAGUCAGGGUUACAUUUAGUGCAGGUUACUUAACAUAAAGUAAAACGAGAGAACAAUUUACCUCUCCUGUUCAGAAUGUAUUCUCAGGUUUAAAAGGUUUAAAAGGUUAAAGGCAACAAAGUACGUUUGUGAAAAAAAAAAAGUGUUUUUCCACAAAGAAAGUAGACGUGAGUCACUCAGACCUCCUUCAGGAUCUGCGUCACUUCACUAAGCAGCAGGGAAAAUAGCUGUCAGUCUUUUUUUGUACCAGUUUAUCAGGAACACAUUCUGCCAGCAACACAUGCACUUUUUUUUAUUUUUUUUUUUAUAUGAUUAAUUACUGAGAUGGUAUAUCUGUCAUAGCCAUCCCCAAAUUGAUUUUGUGAAUGGUUUACUGUUAUUUGGCAAAGACAAACAAACAAGCAAACAAUUUAAUUGCAAUAUCAGAGAAAGACCUUCAGAGUUAUCUUUGUAAUUUGUGCUGUUUUAUAGUUUUAUCGAUCUGAUCUACCUUCUGCCAUGAAACCCUUCCCGUACUGUUGGACACCCUAAGGCCUCUGCUCACCACUAAGAACUUCGGUCACAAAUGGAAAUCAAGUACAAACCAAUGGCCGAAAAUAAUUAAGAAAAAUUAUAUUCCUGAAUUAACUAGUCAUUAACUGGAACAUUGUUCACAGAACAAUAACAUUUCUAAAACUAGCCUAUGUGUAAGUUGACAGAGUUCCAAGUACUACAUUUUACAAAAUUUUACAAAAUUUAGUUAUUUCUUUUAUAUUUCAAAGGUGCGUAUUUUCAACACUUGCUUGCAAAAUCCUUGUGCACUUCGUAUUCUAAUCAUUAUCAAUGAUGUUGGUGUAUAGCUGCUUAGAUGUCUCUGCAGUGGGAAAAAUCCCAAAAUUCACUUUUAUGAUUUUUUGGAUCAAGGCUUUCAGAAAUUCAGAAAAGGUUUAAAUGCAGAUGACUGUCCUCAACUAGAGGGACUGUAAAAGUGUCCUUGGACUAUUAUAUAAAAGUGUUAUAAAUGGUAAUUGCAGUGAAGGUGGGCUUAGACAAUAGCUGCAAUUUAAUAUGACAGAUUUUUGUGUUUUUGUAACCACUGUUCAGAACAUUUGAAGCAAAUUGCAAUGAGUAAUCCAGGGUGAGACUCAUUUUGUUGUGCUCUCAUUACAACCUCUUCAAAUGUGGAUUCAAUCAGUGGUUGCUAUGGAAAUGGCUGUGGAAGUCUUUACUCUGAGUACCUGUUGGCCUUGUGUCUUUCCACAUCAGGUUGCCUGUUUGAGAGAAAGCUGUGCACGAGGGAUCAGUUCUGCUCUGAUGGUGAGUGAAGCACACAAAAAACACACACAGAUGCAUGUUCAUAAACUUUCAAAACAGACUGUCCUGCAUCCUUUCUAACCUCUACAGCAUUAAAAAUGAUUAACCCUGCAGCACACACAUACACACAAUCGCAUGCAAACAUGCUGACACAAACAGUAUCGACAAAAAUGUACAAAAACACAUCAAAGAUUUUCUCCCUCUUAGCCCAAUGUAUUUGUCUCCCUCUCUUCUAUAACCUGCCCCUCUCCCUUUCCCCAUCUAUAUCCAAGCCCCUCCCCCAUUCCACAGUCUCCAUGGUAACACUGACAUCACAGUGAGGUCGACACCCCCACAGUUGUUGUGCUAAUACAGCGAUGAGUCACUGACACACACUUACGCACUUGUCUGUGGAAAUUGCACUUGCGCACACGCACAGUAAUUGGGCAGAAUAGAGAAUGGAUAAGCAUGCUUGCAGACACUGACGGAUUUAUUGAUGCACACUUGAGGGACUGAGGUCGAAACACCAGAGAGAAAUAUUUUGCUUCAGGUCAGAGUGACUGAAAUCAGCCCUUUCUCUCUUUCAUUCUCUCUUUCUGACCCUAUGCCUCUUCAAUGCAAACUGAGCUGCAAACAAUCUCUGUGUUCUUCUGUCACCAACCACAAAAAAAUAAUAAUAACUGGCCUCAUUUUCAGUCUAAUGUCAAAUACAGUGCAACUGCUGCAGUAUCUGUACAUGCAUUCUGUCCUACAUAUAGAGAAGAAGCAGCCAGAGUGUCGAGUGUAAACAAACUGGUCACAGAGAUGUUAGAGUACAUGAGGCUACUGGGAGAACAGUGAAAUCAGAGUCUUUGGGGUUCUUCAUGAACUUCUGCAACCACAAUCAUAUCCAAAUGUUAUAAUUUACAGCCUGUGUUUGGCUAAUAAGCAAAAUACAGUGCAACACAUUGCAAUAAUAUGUCUAUAAAAAGGAUAGUUGAUGACAUAAUUUAAGAGACCUGUAAGUGGUAAGGAGGGGUGUCUUGAAUUUAUAUAACUACAGCAUAAUACAACAGCUAUUACAGAGCUCAUGCAUUUUAAUAGGCUUGUCAUAUUAUUGAGGAUACAGGGUGGGUUUAACAUUGACAUACUAUUGACUCACUGACAUUAUGAAUCAUAUCUUACACAACUAAGCACGUCAUCCACAUCCUACCAGCAGACCAGCUCACAUGAAUAUACACUGACCUGUGAUGGUCAGGGUGUCUGUCACUGAGGUGCUUGUUGAGGCUUGAAGUGUGACCUCCCUGAAUGACACUGUUUUGUAGCAUUUUUGGCACACAGGUUUAAUUGGUCAUGGGUUCACCAUUAGGUUCGGCUUCAUAGACAAAUAAUCAAACAGAAUACUUAGGCAUAGGAUACAGAAGAAUCACUCUAUAAGAUAAAUCCCUGUUGCCUCAGUAGUGGGCAUGUUAAAGUGGAGGUAUUGCUUUUCUAUUUCUGAGCGCUGUGUAAACAGGAACGACUGCCGAAGUCCCUGAGCACUGACUGUCUGACAUGCCUUCCUCACUGGAGGUUCAUCUUAGUCCACAAUUUUGGUAUGCCAUGCAAAACUAGCACUGAUCAACGCAGACAGGGUAAACCCCUCAGAGUUUGUACUUUUGGUGAUGCUUGGACCCAGAUCAUCACUAUUUGGUCCUCAAAUCUAUACACUAACCCACUUACCCAGGACUGAAUUUUCUCUUGCUCUGUGACAAGUAACGUUUAACAGCUCAUAUACUUUUUUACUCACUUUCUGGAGCAGCCAUGUUUGCAGAAAGAUUGUAAAAAUGAGGUUUAUGCUUGUGAAUUUCAAGACGCUUUAAUUUUUUGGUUGAGAUCCUUUGACUUAACAAAUAUAAAAGACAGUAUAUUUGCCUCAGAAAAGAGCAGGUAACUGUUUGACAGUGUGCACUCUGGAGUGAAGUUGUACAGGAUUAUGGGUGCUGAUGUGAAAAGGAUAGUAUAGGGAUGUCUCACAGGUUCAGUUGUGCUAUGGACCAGACAUAUAAUGACUACGUAGAAGAUGCAGAGAUGCUGCAGUGUUGCAAAAGUAUAAAUAUCAGUUAAACAGGCCACAAACAGAAGGAAAACAUCUAUUAGUUUAGAUUAAUAAGGUUAAGUGCUGGAUAAUUUGCAGUGAUGAAUAUUUGAAAGUAACUGGCGUAAGAUCAUGUAUUUCACACCUCUGAAACACUGAGGACAGUGAUCCCAGCUCAUUCGGUAGCAUCUUGCAGUACUUUUAUGCAGCACACACCACUCUGUGAUGCCCUGUGAUUUCUGCUCACUGCACAGCACAGCCUUCUCUCCCUGCAGCAAACCCCAGACUGUGACUUUUCUUCGAGUUUAAGUUCUUCUCUUAAGGGCCAGCUGCCUGCCUGCCAGAAGUGAUACACAAGAUUGAUUGUGUCUCAUGUGUUUUGCUGUGCAAUAUGGAACGCACAGCAUCUUUUUGGUUGUCUCAGCAGUUGUUUCUUUGCAGUGUUUAUGUGUGUGACAGCCACUGUUACAGGCUGGUAUUGCUUUGGUUUUGUGCCAGGUAGAUAAGGAGUUUUUGCCUUGUUUAACCUCCACUCAGAGACAGUCAGAGGUGGACUUUUUGUGGUUUGUUCUUGUCACGUUUGUGUUGCUGUGAGGGCUCUUUUUCUGUCUUUAUCCAGCAUCGAUUGUGCAAUAAAUCCUGGGGUCCAGCUGCAAUAUUUAUGCCUGGAUCAUGGCCAUGGCCAUGUUUUUCUUAAAGUGUGCAUGGAGUCCUUUUGAGUGUGACGCAUGAAGCUACUAAGGUCAUAUAUUGACAUAUUGAGUAGUUGAAACACUCCGGACUUGUUAACAAGCUUGAAGCAGCUGUAAGAUGCUGAACAGGUGGAUGUUCAUCAUGCAUCCAGAUGGUCCACAAAGAAAUACACAUGCACAUGAAAAAGGACAUUUAAGAUAAGACACAAAAAGCCACCUCUGUUUUGGUGAUCAACUCUUUGAAGGGGAUAAAAACAUAGUUACUUAAUGAGGAAAAUGUAAAGACUUUAAAUUUUUUUAAAUGCAUUUUACAACCAACAUUUAAAGGCAUGUGUGAGUUUGAACACCUGAUAAAUACUAGUUGCUAGUCUACUAGUUGAACGGUAAGAAAGCCUAACCCUAACUGAGCACAGUUUAUUUUACAUGGCUGAACGAAGGAUCACAUUGUCUCAGAGUUCACAAUGUCAAACUAGUUUUCAAGGAAUAGCAAAUGUUAGCAGAGUUAGCAAUAACAGCGUUGCCGAUUAAUCUCCACAUCUCUGUGCUGGAUACAUAUAUUUUUGGAUAAGUGCUCAAUAAAUUAGACACUGCAUACAUACAACAUUUUAAUCAAAAUAAGGCAAAACCCCACAGUGCUGAGUGACACCUCAUAUCUUCUAUGCAUGUUUAAAUCAGGGUAGUAAACCUUCGUAGCAUGAUUGAUGUAGCCCUUACCUGGAGUUACAGCCUGGACUAAAGUAUAAGGUGCUCUUCCAUGGGGUCAUGUUUACCCUCUUAGCACAGCAUAUUCCACUUAUCUGAUAGAAGUUCAGGACCAGAGGGAUCUAUGGCAGGUGUUAAGCAAGGCUUUUAACUUCAACAAGGUUUGUCAUCUCCAAUAAAUCACUUCAAUUUUGCAUUUCCACAUUGAGAACCAGACAAACCAGACAAACUGAUCUUUUAUGUCCUUCUGGCUGAUAUUAAGUCAUUAAUUGAUUACAAAUAAGUUUGGCUAUUAAUUGGUUUUUGAGUCACUAUGAGCCCUUACAGACCCUUAACAACACUAAAGACAUAUAAUGAUUCGCCUUUAAUUCAUGAUUACUGAAUUUUCUAUUUUUUUACAAUAACAGUUACAGUGUUAACGAUUGAAGUGACACUGUGCAGCUAAUAAAUCCAGAUAUCCCCCAAUCAUGGUUUAUUAAGCUAUAGAUGUUUUAGCAUCUCCUGUUUUUGACAUUACAACUCAAGGAUUGCACACAAAACCAAAAACUUAUACCAUUUAUUAAUUAUUUUUUAAAUAGUGAUAUGUUUGUUAUAAUGUAAUAUACUUUGGCUUCAGGGCUUCCAUGAGCUUCACCUACAGAAGAAAAAUACUUGGUUUUAUGUCACAGUUCAUUUGGAGCAUUGUUUUUUUUACAUUAUAUUCUUUUAACCAAACAAUGCAUUUCCUCCAUAGAACAGAUCCCCCUGUCCAGCACUGAAUGCUGCCACACUUCACUGUAGCCUAUAUCCCCAGUGCAAAUAUGAUAUCCACAGAAAUAAGCAAAGCUCCAGGAAUAGUCCCAAUCCAAUCAAACCAUGCCGUUUGCUGCCUCCUCUCCAUUCAUCUUUCAAUCCUCUUCCUUUCCUCCAUGUCCCUCUUCUCCCUGUCAUCACUCAGCUCUCCACCAGGAAUAUGAACCACUCUGCCUCUGCAAUUCAAUACCACAAUACAAUAUCCUGUGUCACAUCAAAUCACAGGCAAUGCUGGUAUGUAAUUUGAUUUGGGGUUUCUCCGACUGGGAUGGAAAAUAUUUAUGGAAAGCUGCUCAGUGGAGGGAAAAACUAUAGUUAAGAAUUAAAGCUGUCUGUCUUUGUCUUCAACAGACAAUUUCUGUCAAAUCUUCAAGGAAAGAUCAACUCAAAUAACAAUAAAUGACAUUUAAAUGUUGAUGUGCUCACUCUUUUAUACACCCGGUGGUGACAGAGAAUCGGAGUCACUGUUAACUGGCUUUAUAAAUACAUGAAUCCUCUCUAAUCUCUACCAGUUUUAGCUGGUACAGAGAGACACAGUGAUGACUCAUCAGUGCGCUGGAUAAUGCAAAGUCUGCCCCGCUUUAUCUUUAUUCCAAACACAACUCACUUAUGGAAGCUGAAAGUUUAGGUGCUCAUUCCUUACCUGCUUACAAAACUAUCAUUCCCUUUAUGAAUAGCUUUCUGCAGUGAUAUAAGCAUCUGUAAGUACUAGCUCUGUGGAGCAGAGAUGAUGCAUCAGCUUCUUCACGCAGAUCAGUUGAUGCAUGAAAUUGUGUGGGCAGAGGUUGUCGUAUUGUGUAGAAGCAGCACAUUUUUUUUUACUGCAGUUGAUCCAAACUGAUGAAUCUGCGAACGUCAUAUAAAAACAGUUCACAGAAUAUAAUAUUCAGGUUGUCUAGAGGUUAUGAUCAGCUUCUGCCUUAUGGAGGCAGAACCUCAUCUAAAGGAACUCGACAGGUAGGCGAUGUGUGUGGGCUGAACUUCAAAAACUAUGACUCACUGCUGCGGGGUAGUGUUGUGUCGGCCAACAUAAGAACCACAGCUAACACAAGGCUCUGCGCUGUCCCUGAAGGGCAGCUUGAUGUAAGUAUUUGUGCUGAACUUUGCACAAAGACGAUAAAAACUUUCAUCGAUGCAUUGUUAAGUUCCCUGUCAUUGAGCUGCCAUUGUAGAAAAGCACUACAAGCACAAACACUGGCUUUGUUAUAUGUGAGUGUUCCAGUCAGCCCAGACUGCGUGAUAGUGAGUCAGCAUGUAUAACACCAAAGCUCUGACAUUAAAGCUGUUAAAUUCAUCCUUAAUUUAAAGUUCAAUUUCCACCAUGCCUUCACUGCUGUUUCAGGUUAAAAUGGGGGAAAAAUCAAUUUAAAAAUGAUCUUUGCAGACAAAAAAAAAAAAAAAUUGUUGAUGUUAAAGUUUUUGUCUGUGUGUUUUUCCAGAUGGGCUGUUCGGUCAGUGUCGUAGCUCUAAGCAGGACCAGAUCCAGUACCAGGUGACAGUCCCUGUACUCAAGAGGAUGCAGGAAGUCCUCAAACAGCUCAUGCUACAAGGUAAGACACUACAAUCAGGAUGUUACCACCAGCUUGAUCUUACUGUCUGUAACAUGGACAGUAUAAAACACUGACACCAAAGCUGGCCAUACUGGAAAUGCUUGCUCUAUAGUACUUCUUGCUUAUCUCUACACUGGCUUAGAGCUGGAGUAAGCAAAGCUGUAGUUGGCAUAAAGAUGGCAUUUAACUAUAAUACAGUUCCCAUGGCUGUUGGAGACAGCGUCAAGUAGUUACUUAAAGUAUUGCUGUUUUUUGCAUCUCUGUACUGGUUUUAUUUUUCUUAGCCUGAGGUCAUGACUUGGUCUGUAUUUUUAAAUCAUGAUCAAAAAAGCAGAGUUAACAUGUUGACUGGAUAAAAAGUGGACUCGCAACCAGCACUACUAACAAUCUGACGCAGGACUGCCACUUUUAAAUUCAAACCCCUGGCAUGUUUAUGUUUUUGGUGUAGUUCAGCUCACAACCAGAUGCCAAUACUCUUUCCUGUCCUCUACAAUUGGUCGUUGUAAUUCAUACCAGAAUCUAAAAUAAAUUAUCCAUGUCCCACCAUGUGAAUCAUAUGUAAUAUUAUAUUUAUUAAUUUGUUUUUGCUGGAGGGUAAGGUUAAAUUUAAAAGGACUCACAAGUCUUCAUGGUGUUUGAAAAACACAGAAUAUCUGUGUAAAAAAAAAAAAGAGGACACCAACUUUUCAACACACAGAACAGCAAGUGGUUAUAAGCAGCUGCAUAUAUUUCCACCUAAAGCACUGGCAGGCACUAAAUGCAAACUACAUUUACAUGUGAAAGUGAUCAGUUAUUCUUGUGUCUUCUUUUUUUUUUAUUUUUUUCAAAAAAAUCAAAUCGUCAAACAAAAGAAAAUAGAAAUUUGGUCCAAAGGAUAAGUACAUAGUCCGCCUGUUUGCCAAAAAUAAAUCCAACCAAUACUAUCUGAUUUAUUGCAAGUUUGGAGCACAGUGCUGGGCUCCACAACAGCCUGAUACAAUCAUCGUUAUAGAUAUUAAAUUAGUGUAAGCGAAAAGAACAGAGCACCUGUAAAUACACUGCAGAGUCUCUUUGGUCAUGGUAGCAGUGGUGACCUAGUGUGCACUUUAGGAUUCUGGCAAACAUACAAAAACUUCAACUCAAUGAGAAUUGAUUUCAGACAAUCUCUGGCUUAUCUGCCUCUCACUCCCUUCAGUCUCACAGCCUCUGUGGUUGGACUUAAUUGCUGUGUGCGUGUGUUUGUGUUUGUGUCUGUGUGUGAAGGUCUUUCCUGGCAAGAUGACAUCACCCAGUAUAUUUUGUCAAAGGAGCUGAAAAGAGUCCCCCACACUACCCAGCACUAUAAACAGAACUCCUCCUCCUCCUCCUCCUCUUCCUCUCGUUCCUCUCAGUAAGUGCUCUUCAGUUACAGUGAUGACAUCUUACACAAAACAAAUGAGUCAAAAGAAGGAAUGAGAUCCGUCCAUUCAUUUCACACUGAGUCUCCAUUCAUAAUCCUGUCCUCCUCCAUCCCUCCCUCCUUUCAUCCUGGCUGCAUCCAUCCUAAUCCUCUCUUUGUUUCUCCCUGGGUUGCCAGGUCCAAACAGCAUAUCCCUCAACACCACAGUUCAAAGUCUGGGUCCACCACUCAUGGUGGCAACUAUCUGGACUACAUGAUUGUGGAGCCUCCUCAGACCCCGCUACACAUGCAGACAGCCUCAAUGGACCCGUACACAUACCACCAGGUGUGCACACACUCUCACACACACACAGUAACAUCUUUAUCUUUUGUCAACAUGCACAUGAUAACUACAAAAUGCCAAUUUAAUGUCUUUCUUUUUUCCAGCAUCGAUUCCAGGAUGAAGUGGAGAGAUCACUCAUUGGAGCAGGAAGCAAUUACGCCCGCCCCUCUUCAAGGUCCCAGGCCAAUCAGAGAGAGCGAGACCGUGACAGGCAACUGCUACAGGAAGCCUUGUCUCUCUACCUGGCAUCUCCACAGCCAUCAUACCGCCAUCGAGGGCCUGCUUCCAUGGCUCCUGCAGGUAAACAAGAGUUUUCUUGAAAUUGAAACUCAUGUGUCAAAAGCUGUUUAGGAUUCAGGACACAUAAAAACAUUCAACUGCUACAGAAUCAGAUAUUGCAUUGCAACUAAAUAUGAAGUACAGCUUAUGUUUAGUUUAGAAUACGGAAGAAAACAGUUACAUACAUCUUAUCUAACCAGUUGUGUUUAUCAUUAUCAUUAACUUUGUUUUGAGCAGGUCUACCUUAUUAUGAGGAGCUGGACCUGGAGAUACCUGUGGACUAUGCUGAAGAGUACACCCUAGAGGAGAGACUUGACACUGCCGGCAGACAACAAGCCAUGCAGAAUAAAAAAGCUCCUCAGGAUUUCAGUGCUCUGCCUGGAAACAAUGGUGAGGAAAUACACUUUGUCUUGUACAAACUAAAUCUGUCCAGAAAUGUACAUCUUUUUCAUGUGAAGAUUAGAAAUCUAAACAGGAUAUAGCAGAGACAAAUCAAACUUUACUAUUUUCUGUUAGAUGGUCUGCUCCAGAGGAUGUCAGGGGUCCUGCAGAGGUAUGGGGUCAACCCCAGGGAGCUCAGCCAGGAGCAGCUCUAUAAGUUAGCCCUUAUUCUGCAGCUGCUGCAGGCCCAGGAAAAACCAGGUACUGUGAUUCAAUCGUCAUGUGUUCUGUAAAAGGUGGACAGAUUUUCCUGCAGAUGUUACAGAAAAUGGAUCCACGGAGGUCUUUUGCAUGUUUGACACAAAGGGCUCUGCACAAAGUAUUCAGUAAAAGUAACAUUUAUAUUUUCUACCUAAAGCUGUUGUCUUUUUCAUGCGUGGUUUUCACAUUAUGUAAAGUAAUGAGUGAACUUGCACCUGCGAGUGAGAUAGUGAGAUAAGAAACAGCACAGAAAUCUGCAGCAGGGUCCCCAUUAAUAAUAGAAUAUCAGUGUUUUUAUUGUUACUGUGAUAUUGUUGUUUUUAUAGGGGGAAGGAUGGUUGGUACACAAGAUUAUUUCCCCUCAUCUUUAUACAUCAUGAUCCUGUUCUGGUUUUAGUCACCAAGCAUCAGGCACUCUUUCAAACUUAUGCAGAAACAGACUCUGACAAAGACAUGCUCACACAUGCUGUCAGGGUGACUGAGAUGGUGCCCACAAAUGUUAAUUAGCCUGAACAGUAUCCAUGACACAAAUGGGAUCUUACAGCCUUCCUCUCUUUGAUUUGAAGCACACUGGACAUUUGCCAUCAGUGAUACUGUCAGCAUGUCCUGAGUUACUUUGUUUUGCUUGGUGUGUAAAUUUACACAUCUGUGUCGAUAUGAUAAAUGAGGCUGACACUUGUUUGAGCAUUUUUAUCUUAGUGUAUACUUGAAAUCAUUACUUUGACUCUCUUUCCAGUAGAUCCAAUUGAAAAAGACCUCAUCUCCCUCAAGGAGGUAUGUAAGCAUCCUUUUGUCUGCAGUGUUCAAUCAGUGCUCAUUCAUGGUUUUCAUUGACGUGGUUUCCCAUCAUCCCCCUUUAGAUGCAGUUGUUAAAAACAGACAGUGUGUCCAAUAAGCCAGAGAAGCCAGCCCCUGUCUCUCGCCCCCCUGAGACCCCUCCUGCCCCCUCCUCACUUUCUGUCCCGGCUACACCUCCUGCCAAGAGUGCCAGCCUCCCCCCGUCUGCCUCCCAACCCCCGCAGGCCGCUCCUGUUGGCGCCGGACAGGGCUCCAAGGAGCAGGUGCCACCACUAGUCGAGGGAGCGGGAGGCAAGGAGGAGUAUGGGUACAUUGUUACAAACCAGAGGUCAGUCAAAAAAAUUAAAUUAGUCACAUUUAAAUUCAUAUAACAGGAAUAUGAGAAUUUUUAGACAUGCUAACAAGGAUUAAUGAGGAUGUUUUCCUUUUUAGUCCUCUCAGUUUGUAUGACGGUGUGAAGCUGUUGGAGCUCCUAGCUGAUAAGAUACAUCUGACGACCAGCAGCUUCAUUAACAUCAGGUAGCACCAGUAUUUUGUGUGUGUGUGUGUGUGUGUGUGUGUGUGUGUGUGUGUGUGUGUGUGUGUGUGUGUGUCAUGAUGCUGUAAAUGUGACUAUUCUAAUCAAUAAGGUCUGUUGUGGUUUUCAGCAAGUGUCCCUAUGGCUUUUUGUUCCCAGUGUGGUUGGUCCUGCGCUGACGUUCCGUAUCCGCCAGAAUGAGCACAACAUGACGGCUGCAGAGGUGGCUGCUAAAGCUGGUGAGGCUCAAAACAUCACACACACUAGCACACUAACACCUACCCACCCGCAUGUACAUACAGGCAUGAAGUGAGAAGUAUGUGGGCUGUUGUAAUGUCACUCCAUUUUACAGAACUUGUCUUUUUUCCCACAUGGUCUCUUACAAUUUUAGCUGUUUUCUGCCCCCCCAACAGUGUCUGAAAAGAACUUCCUGGAGUCUGAGACAGGACUGAAGAUUGUACAGACUGGAGUGGGAGAGGUAAAUGUCACACAAAUACACACUCUGCCGCAUUUGUAGCCACAGAAACAUGAUGCAAUUGUCAAGGAAACAGAGAUAUAAUCUCUCCUCUAUACUCUUGACAUUUUGACUGAAACCUUUUCAUUUGUGGACCCUGCUCAUUAGCAGUGUAGCUCAUGUCCAAUGAGGCUGUAUAGUUUUCACACAGUAGCUGCCAUUAACUUCACAUUGAGAAAGCUCACUUUGACCAAAGGUUGUGUAACAGGAUGGACAACACGACAGCUCAACCAAAGUGAAACCAAACCAGUUAAAGCUUGCUUCACUGCAGUAUAUAUGCAAAUAUUUAAACAUAUGGUACGUUUACAGACACAGUGAAGUUGACCUAUGUUUAUGGCUCAAUUAGGUGAUUUAACUGCAAUCUCCUAGUCCUGGUUUACAAGCUCUAGGCAGAAUCAAAUUAUUACCUGUCUACUUCUGCUGUGGUAGAAGGCAACAUGGCCCCUUUCAUUUCAUACAGCCUUGCUGAUGCAAUACGUGCCUGAACAGAAACACAAAAAACAUCAGACUAGAGUUGUAAAAAGUUGUUCGUGUUUCACCUUACAUGUCUACCUCAGACUAACUCAAGAAACUGUGCUGUGUAUUGACCUGUUUGAUCUUUGCUGUUUAAUAAGUGAUGUGUUUGUUCGGGUCAGCAUCAGUGACAAGACGUCAAUAUCACACUCCAACUAGCCCAUCUCAACAGCGAAAUGCCCCAAAGGCAUUACCAGAUGCUGGGGUUAUUUUAGUUUCUUGUCCAAGUGUUCACAUCACAUCAUGGAUCUUUAAUUACACUCUAUUGUUGCAGUACUCUUAAUAUUAGUCUAUAAAUGGGGGUUUAUUUGUAGUUAAAGUACAUUCUUUGCAUGAGUCAGGUGAAACAGGUCAAAUGGGAAGCACUUGAAACUUGGAAAAUUACUUUAUGAUUAUAUUUGAGGUGCUGUAUGUGACACACACACAUAUCAUACAUUCAUCUCAGCUCAAAUGCUUGUUUUCCAUCUACUGCUAUAUUUUGUGUUGUGAUAUGUUGUGUAGCUGUGUGUAUCUCUUUGUGUGAGUGGACCACCUGGAGCCCUAUCAGCUAGAAUAAAUCAGCAAGGCGACACAUAGUAACAACCAGCAUUUUCACUUGUUGCCAUGGUGCUUUAUCUCCUCUGUCUCCCUCCCCCCUGACUGUGGCUCCUAGGUGCUAUGGCAACAGUCACAAGUGUCAUUAACCUCAUUAUUCGCUGUGCUCAUACAGCCUGCAUCUCUGUUGUGUAUAUAAUGGAUGUAGUGCAGUCAAGUGAGAAAUGUGCAUUAAAUGGGAAAAAGGGGUGGAGUUAAUUGAAAUGGUCAAAACAGAGACACCCUGUCAUCAGCAUUAGGGAUAAAUGCUUGUGAGGUUACAGUAGGAUUAGGACAGUCUACUGUAAUUAUCAAAAUGUUCGGCUCUAAUGUUUGUUCACUUUUUGGAAAUGUUAAAAAUAUUGCUCUGUUUGUCCCUUUUCCCCUCUGAUAUGUUUUUUCAGACGGUCAGUUGAUAUUUUUUAUGACUGAGGUGCACCAGAGUAGUUAACUACACAUACAUCAAGUGGAUGAGUUUAUUUGAAUAGAAAAAACUGUUUUGUCAACUGCUACUAUUUUUGCACAACAUAAUUAGAGCAAAGAAGUUGGUGUCAAGGAUGGUUCUUCAUAUCCUUAAGGAGAUCAUGAAGGAAGCAUCAUUUCCAGCUCCUGUCCACCUGGCCCUCAGACUAUUCAGUUGAUUUGUUUCAUUAAUUUAUUCAUUCAACUUGGUGAUUUUAUUAAUAAAAACAUCAAUCAUUUUUAUGGGUCUCUGCUACAUGGGUAGGUAUUUGUAUCAUGGGUCUAAUGCAGAGACAUAACAGAUUAUUUUUUUCAGGCCUAAUCCCUUUACAUUGUCUCUUUUUAGUUUUAUUGAAUGAUGAUAAAAGCGAGUCAGUUUUUACAAAUGUGCGUGGAAAAAUAAGGCACCUGAUCAAAACAGACAAGCUGAAAAUCAGAUUUUUUUGAGUCUGUGAAGGUAAAGAAAUAAAAAGAAAGACAUGAUAUAACACACUGUGGAUGUGCUCUGUCCUGUACCAGGGUUUAUAGAUCCCCCUGCUGUCUUUUUAAUGGCUUUCUGUAUCAUACUGCCAUGACCUCUUGUUGAAGCUCAGCGUCAGCCUCCCACUGAACAAACCUAACCAUCACAUUCAGUCAUAUGGAGACAAAUGUGUUGUUGAGAUGAAAUAAGUGACCUUUAGAUAUCUGUGGUGGGUGCAAGUUCCCCAGAGUAUUGCAGCUCCAGCCAGUGUACUCUUAACAGUGAGCUUAGCAUGUCAACAAAUGGAGAUUGAGCUCUCAGGAGAGACAAACUUGUUUUCAUGGUGUUUCCUAUCAGUUGCCAUCACCUCUCUCACCGCUCUUCAUGUCUGUAUUCACAGAGGACUGAUGCACGGGGUCUCCCUCGGGUAACCAGGGUUUCCCAGGGCUCCAGUGGGACAGUCAUCACCCUUGUUUCCAUGGCAGUUGUGGGAGGUGUGCUUGUAUUGGCCAUGGCGGUAGCUUGUUUCAAGCACUAUUCUCAGCAAGUAGCCAACGGGAAGCUGGGUUUGGGUCCGGAGGGAGGAGCAGAAACACACUUAGACUAUCAGGUAUGGCAACAUGAAAGGUUUCCUCGAUGAGAACAAUCAUGAAUUAAGAAUAUGUGUGGAGAGGUUGUUGUCUUAAUUUUUCUCUUAGUGUCUACUUGUUCAUUGUGGGGCAUUCAAAAGCUUACCUGUGUUAUACCGGGUUAUAAUUUUAUCUGCAGAAGAAUGAGAACUGAUGACUUCCAGUAGAAAGGCUGAAAUGAAUGAGAAUUAAUCAAAUAGAGGGACAUCAUUAAAAGAGUUAGAGUGUUUUUUUUCCUGAAUCAAAAUAAGUUCUUUUUGGCCGGGUAUGCUCGAGGGCAUUUCCAAAAGAGUUCCUGGGGUAGCAUGGGCAAUUAUUAAUAUAUAAAAACAGGAAUGAACAAAAGUUACAGAAGGUACAGUGUUAGAGUGGAGAGUGCUGAAAUAAAUAGGGUAAUGUUUUACAUAGUUGGUAAAGGUUUACCCUGUCAUUGAUUUAUUAACCAAUACACUUUUUACCCCCCUGUCUUACCCUCAGGAGCUGUGUCGGCAGCACAUGGCCUCCAAAUCCUCCCUCUGCCGCCAGGACUGUGUGGGAGGCAGCAUGGCCGGGUCCGCCAUACCUUCAGGCGCCGGCGGUCGAAGAGGUACAGACACAUCCCGUGUCAGUAGUGUCUCCUCCCAGUUUAGCGAUGGCCCCCAGCACAGUCCAUCCUCCACUCACAGCUCAACACCAUCCUGGAGCGAAGAGCCAGCUCAGUCGAACAUGGACAUUUCUACUGGUCACAUGAUACUGGUGAGCCAAGAUGUAAUAGACAGAAACAAAAUUCACCUAGAUGCAGAUGUUCAACUCCCACAUUUAACAUGUCACCUCUCCGUCAGGCUUACAUGGAGGAUCACUUGCGCAAUAAGGACCGCCUGCAGAAGGAGUGGGAGGCUUUGUGCUCCUACCAGGCUGAUCCCAGUUCUGUAGCUGUGGCUCAAUCUUCAACCAACAUGGAUAAAAACCGGCACGCUGAAUCCCUCCCUUGUGAGUUCAUCCAUGUAUUACAAUCUAUGAUGAUCUGAUGUACCUAUUAAUCAUCAAACAACAAAUCAGUCGUUAACGCACAAAGCAAUGACACUUACUCCUUCAAAUAUUUAGCACAUUCAGUAAUUUGGUAAGUAUAAUCAUUUCUGUUUCUUAUUUUUUUCUUUUCGUACAGAUGAUCACAGUCGUGUGAAGCUGAAGUCUGAAGUAAACCCAAAUAAACAAGACUACAUCAAUGCCAGCAUCAUUGUAAGGACUUUGUAAAACAAACCAUAAAAUAUUGUUUGUAAUAAAUCAUUUUCUCUGACAUUUGGUGAAUAAUACAGAAAACAUUCUCAUGUGUAAGGCACUAAAAUGUCUUCCCGCUAUAUUAUUUUACACUGCAAAUGUCAUGUUUGCCAGAGCUAACCCUCGUCUUUUAGUAUGAAUACUAACACCUGAUCCAGGUCUGAGCUGUAAAUACAAUAUUUAGGGCCCCAAAAAGCCGACCAGGGAUGAACAAUACUGGGAUAUUCUAAAUACUUUCUCCUGUAACUAAAAGAAACUCGGCUCUCUCGUUUGGUUUCUCCCAGUUUGAUCAUGACCCUCGUCAACCAGCUUACAUUGCCACACAGGGACCCCUGCCUCACACUGUCGCUGAUUUCUGGCAGGUACGGCUUGUCCUCUUAUACCUUUAUUUUAACUGCUCCAUACUUAUUUCUUUCCUCUGAUUUAUGCACUAUUUACAACUUUAAACUGAUUCCACAUUUGCCACAAUAAGUAGCCUGUAUGCAUGUCAUGGCACCAAUGUAAUGCCUGUCUUCCACCCUCCAUUCAGAUGGUGUGGGAGAAUGGCUGCACCGUGAUCGUAAUGAUGUCAGCUUUGGUGGAGGACGGAGAGAAACAAUGUGAACGAUACUGGCCUGAUGAGGGAUCAUCACUCUACCACAUCUAUGAGGUUUAUCUCCUGUUAUAAAAGCUUUUAUUUCACAUCUAGAAGUGUAUAUUAAUGAUGCUUUAUUGAGAACAAGCAUUCAGCAUAAUGGAAACAGCCUCAACACUUUAUAGACAAGUUGGCAUAGUAAGGUUGUGCGUUUGUUAAAAAAGUGAGAUAUUUGGAAAUAUUAAAGAUAUGUCUAAGAUUGGUGGAAGAGUUCAGUGAUCAAAGUCAGAUUUUUGAAACUAAUACAGAACAAAAAAAAGAUAUUUCUAACUCUUGUUAGGCAAAACUGUGGUGUUGAAAUGCUUUAAUUGUAUUUCUAAGCAUUUACAGAUGCGACCGGUGGUUUUAAUUUUGUUGAAUAACUUUCAAGUUUCCGUCAUUAUGUUCUCAGUGCAUCUUAAAUGUCAUUUAUCAUAUUUUCAGCAUUAUGAUGCAAAAUGUCACAACCUUUCGCUUCCUGGUUUUGUUUUAUUUACAAGAGACACAGAAACUUCUAAAGUGGUCUGCAGUGAAAACCGCACAGCCUAUAAAUGAUUAACAUGAAGGGAUAUAAAAGUGUUGGUCACAGUUUACAUGAACCCCCUCUUAUGACGAGUCAUAAGCCCAUUUAAGUGAUCAUGAGCAUUCAUAACAGUUUAUGUUAAUGUUUAUGGGGUGUAAGAAGCAGUGGCUCUGUAGGUCAAAUAUUUGAAAUAUUCUUCUAUUGACAUGAUUUCAAGAGAUAUUCCGGCAUAAAAUUUAUUAAGAGUCAAACACGCCGUAACACCGAGUUAGACACCCCCUUGAGAGAUGAAUGUCGCCGACCGCUUGCUUCUCUAGUUAUACCAACUUAAGUAACAACCACAUGAUAGCAAUACACAGGGGUCUGAGGAGCCAAACACAAACAUUUAUGAUCAUUACUUUAUCAUUUCCAUGAAGUAAUAAUCACCAUAUUAAUCAUUUUGCACUGCAGACGUGGUAGUUCUCCUGCCUUAGCGUCUUGGGGCUCUAUUUUCGUCCGCGCCGGUGAGGCGGCGGAGGGCGGCGAGCCCCGCGCAGUUGUAUUUUCGUCUGGCGGAGCCCAGCGUAAGGCCAAUUUGGUAUUUUCGUGGCAUGAGCCGCACGGAGGCGAGCCAAGAUGCGCCAAGCUGGGCGUGGUGGUGUGGCAGGGGGAGGUGUCGACAGAAUCAGCUGGCGCAGUGACAUUUUCGUGCUCGCCAACGGCGUGUAAAGUGCGCUGAAAGCUCGCCGAUUCAAACCUGGUCAGCUUUCAGCGCAAGGCGGAACGCAGCUGGUCUAGAAGUAUUUUGGUAGACCGGCGGCGUAUCGACAUACGUCACUGAUGCCUCACCGGCAGGUUUCCACAGUGUCAGGCACAUUUCAGUGCAAUAAAUAAUCAUCAUCAACUAUUAAUCUGAGUCAGCACAUACAUUUAGAUCUAUAUCGAUAUAUUCUGAUCUAUAUGUGAUCUGAUGAGCGCGUUUGGCACGCGUUUGGACACACAACCUGACCGAAUCAACACAGCAAAUUAAAUUAAAUAUCUAGUAAAUAUACACACAUGAUGAAGUUAACAAGAUAUGUAAUUCGUCUCCCUCCUUUUCUUUCUUCCUCUUCCUCUUAUUUCUCGCACAGCUCGACCUGGACACGUCUCCGUGUCCUCUGUCCGUCUUGCUGCUGCUGCAGCUGAACAGAUGAUUUGUUUCAGUGCUCAGAUGCGUUAUCUACUUUAAGCCUACAUACGGAUAUUAUAAUAUUCAGUUUUGUGAGCCAAAUUUAUUUUAUAUGCCAACAUCUAUGAAAGAAAGAGCCAGGCCACGGAGCGCGAUGCGUCAUUUACGCACAGAUGGUUCAGAUUUUAAUGCCAUUUUUGGAGUUUAUGUUGUGAUCUGUGCGCUCAACCCACCUUUGUCAGGUGAGGUUUGAAUAUGAGCAACUUUAUGUGAGUGUCUUUAUUUGUGGAAAAGGGUGUUUGUCUUACCACUGGGUCCAACAUUACGCACACUAAAUCCAUCUGUGCUCAUAUGAGAGAGUGUGGAGGACACUUGUUGAGGAGCUGCCCUCUGUCGCCAUCUUGUGGCAUUACUGUCUUAAGACGUCUCUUGAUCUCUUUGACUACUUCAUGAAAAUAGUAAUACGCCUCGCCUGUGGCGGAUUUAAAGGCAAGGAGAGGAGCCUAUGUGAUUGGUGAAAACAGGUCUCGGCUGUGUUAAACCCACUUCACGCUUUUCUCCUCCCCGUCUACGACUUAUGGUGCUGGGAGGAGCUGAGUUAGGGAGGGGGGAUACUUACGCCGGGCUGCGCGGCUCACCAAAAUACCAAAAUGUGCUUGGGAACGCCUUGUCAGCGCGGCGGAUCUGACUGACGCUGCGCUUGCGGCACGUCGCCGGCAAGGCACCAAAAUAGAGCCCUUGGUCUGAUUGCAUUUCCAUGAAGAAAUGAUCAUAAAUGUUCUUCCUUGAGCUGCGUCACCCCGCUGUAGUCUGUAAUGGACUGGCCUGAGGUCUUGCUACAAACAAGCAGCUGCUGGAGGAGAGUGGGUGAGUUGUGUUUAGUCUCUUUGCUAAAGAAAUCAGGCAAAGCUAAAAAGAUGUUUGGUGGUUAGUACUAUGGCUGGGACCCUAUAUGUACUGUUGAUGGAGUUGGGUGCUGUUCUGAGCAUUAUUUGUGGCUAUAGAGUGGUGUUUUGGUUAAAGGUUUGUGUGUGGCUCCUCAGACCGCUGUGUAUUGCUAUCCUGCGGUCGUUACUAGAGUAGGUAUAACUAGAGAAGCAAGUGGUCGACAACAUUCAUCUCUCAAGUGGGUGUCUAACUCAAUGUUAUGGUGUGUUUGACCCUAAAUUAAUUUUACGAUCCCUUUAAAUUUGGAAUUUGGAAAUAAAAACCUCAAAGUUUCAUCGUCCCCCCUUUUUCCCACUCUCUUCCGGUUCUUCUGCCACCCCACCCUGUUUCUGCGUCCAUCAGGUGAACCUGGUCUCUGAGCAUAUCUGGUGUAAGGACUUCCUGGUGCGUAGCUUCUACCUUAAGAACGUCCAGACGCAGGAGACCAGAACUCUGACGCAGUUUCACCUGCUGAGCUGGCCAGCUGACGGCAUUCCCACCUCCACAAGACCACUGCUUGACUUCCGCAGGUAAUAAACUUCUCAGUUACACACAUUACUUCCUGUUAGAGUUAGUCACUUUAAUGAGAAGAUCCCAGGUGGUAAGGAUGGUGUGUGUAAUGCCACUGUGACUCAUUAGUCCACCUAUCCCCCUGUCGGUCUUCAUCCAUUAAACCCCCUCUGUGCUGACUCCAUCCGUUAUCUGAGCUCUCUCUCUCUCCCUCUCUCCCAGUGUGCAGGUGGACAGGUUUGUAUUUUAACAUCUCCCAGUGUCAUUUUUGUGGUUUGCAGCUAGUACUCUGGCUCCAGUUGCAUAGUCACAAAAAUGAGCAUUGGCAGGUGUGACUGGCUACUGCAAGAGGGACAGUGAAUAUGUGGCUUUCUUCUUUACCUUUUCUUUCCUGUUUAACCAUCUCACUUUCCCUCACUAACCUCUCCAUUUCUUAAAUCAUCUCCAUACCUAAUGUUCUCCUCUCUAUUUCACUUCAUACUCUACUCUCCCUACAUUUUUCACAGUUCUCUUCCUCAGUGCUGCAUUUGAGACAUUCAUAUUUGUAUGCACUAAUUGUGUCAACACUGCCUGUAACAUUCACUGAAUUUGUGAACAGCACUAAGACUGAGAGGAUCGAUUUUUUCAUUUAUAACAGAGCUUUUCCUCUGUUCUUUGCUCUCCUCUCUGUCUCUGCUGUCCCUUGUUUCUGUUUUUCAGGAAGGUCAAUAAAUGCUAUAGAGGUCGAUCCUGCCCAAUCAUCGUCCACUGCAGGUAAAGAAACCACAAUAACAUCAAAACUGAUAUUAGAUGAGUAAAUGUGUGUGGAAGUGGAAAGCACCCCUGCUAGCCCCCUAUUACACAUCAUUUCAUUAACUGCUGAUACUUAAAGCUUGUGGUCCUGAACCUACAUGAAAGAUCUUUGUAGAUGGAUCAGCCCCAUGUUCCAGUUAACAGUUGAGACACAUCUCCAGCCUUGCAACAGCCUUUUCUUUUUCAAGGAAUUAUCAGUAAAGUGGUGCACACAAACAGCUAUGUUGUGGCAAUUCUUGGUAUUUUAAAAAAAUACUUGCAAGUAACUUUCUAAGACAUACUGGAUUCAACCAAGUGCAGAGAGGAGGAAAAGGUCAAGUGGUGAGGGAACAUUUAUAAAAGCUUCAUGGUGGGUGUGUUACUGAAAGAGCCUCCAGGGAAAAGGCUCUGCUGUCCUCCAACGUUAUCCUAAUUGGAUAACGUUGGAGGACGUAACAAGACAGAACCUGAUGUCAGCUGAGCCAACUUGUCAAAAAGACCCAGAGAAUAUGUGGUUAUGCCAACAGCCAAAUAUCAUGUGGUUUGGGACUUUGGGACAGAGGUUUAGUGUUGAUGUUUAUUAUGAUGAUUAUGUUGUCACUGUUGAAAGGAUUUCAUAAAUUUGAAUAAAAAAUAAAAAAGCUUUGCAUGCCAUCAUGACUGGUCUCCUUUAAAAUACCAUAAUGUGAUGAAUGGGCAUGUAAAUUAAAAGAAUGAUUUCAAACAUCCUUUUUGUCUCUGUCACAGUGACGGCACCGGGAGGACUGGCACCUACAUCCUCAUAGACAUGGUGCUAAACCGCAUGGCCAAGGGUGAGUCUCUCAUAUCAGUACACAGAUGCGACAAAGUAUUUAACAUUAGACUCAACAUUUUCACUCAACAGUAGCACAUAUAUUUUAAGUUUUGAAAAGCCCUUCAGUGCUACACUCCGUUAAGCUGUCAAGUGGUUCUUGGCCUAGUGGUUUAUGGUGUGCUACUAUUGUGGACAGCAGAUGGCACUGUAGUUUCAGUAUAGCUGCAUAAUGCAUGCUUAAGUUUCAAAUUAUUCCAAACUGAGUGACUUAUUAAGGCUAGAUUGCUGGAAUUACAUAAUGUAUUGCUAAACUGAAAUGCCAUAUAUAUUUGUCUGCAAAGCCAGAACAGUAGCUCCUAACUGUUGCUUUUGCUGUUCCUGUUGUUAUUAGGAGUGAAAGAGAUUGACAUUGCUGCGUCACUGGAACACAUCAGGGACCAGAGGCCAGGCUUGGUUCGCACAAAAGUACGGUUAAACUGUGUGUGUGUGUGUGUGUGUGUGUGUGUGUGUGUGUGUGUGUGUGUGUGUGUGUGUGUGUGUGUGUGUGCAAUGUUUAAGCACCUAAAUCCAACACACUAACCAACUCCCCCUACAUCUUCUCCUUUCCCUUUUCUCUCUAUCUUUCACACUAGGAUCAGUUUGAGUUUGCGCUGACAGCAGUAGCAGAGGAGGUGAACGCCAUCUUGAAAGCCCUGCCACAGUGAGGAUACGCACAGAGACAAAUACUCAUGAAGACACGUUCAGUCAAACCAGCUAUGUCCGUCUGGUCAUGUCACUGUAAAUAAGAAUUUGCUCCAACACAUCUGGAGCUGCUACUGCCCUUGAUAUCAGCAUGCAGUAUUUGACCAACUUCAUUCUCUGGGUUUUAAAACCAAACCAAAACUUAUAUUUUUGACCCUUCUUCAUACAACAUCUCACCUGAUUCAAAGAGUUUAAAUUUGCAAAUGCAGUGCCUAUAAUAACAAAUUAAGAUUAAGACUCUUUGGCUAGACAUGAUACGAUGAUGAUCAAUCACCAUGAAGGAUGAUUGGCAGUUUGGCAUUUCUCUGUUGUGCUGAAGUUGAAUAAUGUUGAAGUUUCUGUGACGGCUGAGGUCCGGGUAUUGCUUUGUUUUCUCCCUCUUGAGUGUGCUGGUUCAAGUCCGCCAGAGUUCUGUGUUGAUUUCUGUCAGGUUUUGUUCGUCCAUGCCUUGACAACACGAUUGUUUGCCUCAGAUACUGGCCCUUUGUGGACACUGUUCACUGACCACACAGUUACACACCAUCCCUCUCCGUCUCUCUUGGUUCCUUUAUUGUCUUUUUGUGUACGACCUUGUGAUUUAUGUAAAUAUUCAACUUGAUGAUUGUGAUUAUUCCAUGUAGCAGACAGAUAGAAAAUAUCUAUAAAAAUGUAUUUUUGACUUGAAUAAAUUUGUGAUGUGAUGCAGCACAAAAGACUU
Messenger RNA from Xyrichtys novacula (pearly razorfish), 24495 nucleotides. NCBI's taxonomy places the organism in Eukaryota, Metazoa, Chordata, Actinopteri, Labriformes, Labridae. The record is from the annotation of a GenBank genome assembly.